UCCUCUGUUCCUGCUAUAAAGCAAACCACACAGCACUUUCAUCUACGGAGUUUGUGUGUGAGUGAGUGUGUCCUCCAGGCUGUGAUGGCAGCAGUAGGAGCCCCAACGGUCCCUGCUUGUGUGACCAAGGUGGCACUGAAUGUCUCCUGCGAGCAUCUGCUCGACAUGGAUACGUUCUCAAAGUCUGACCCUCUGUGUGUGCUUCUCAUGAACACCUCAGGAUCUCAGUGGUGUGAGAUUGGACGGACAGAGGUAAUCAAGAACUGCCUCGAUCCCAAGUUUUCCAAGACUUUUGUCAUCGACUACUACUUUGAGAUGGUACAGAAGCUGAAAUUUGAGGUGUACGACAUUGACAGCGAAAACCACAGUCUAAAAGAUGCUGACUUCCUGGGAGAACUAGAGUGUACCUUGGGACAGGUUGUGUCCUCAAAGAAACUAACAAGACCACUUGUCAUGAAGGACAAGAGACCAGCAGGGAGAGGAACUAUCACUAUAUGUGCUGAAGAAAGAACAGACAACAGGGUGGUGGAAUUUGAAGCUGCGGGUAGAAAACUGGAUAAAAAGGAUUUCUUUGGCAAGUCUGACCCUUUCCUGGAAUUCUACAAGCAGACAGCAACUGGAUGGCAGCUCUGUCACAGGACAGAGGUGAUGAAAAACACCCUAAACCCAGUAUGGAAACCAUUCCGAAUCCCGCUGCAGUCACUCUGUGGAGGCGACGUGGAGAAAUCUAUAAAGGUAGAUUGUUACGACUACAACAGCAGCGGAUCUCACGACUUCAUUGGAUCCUUUCAGACCACACUCUCCCAAAUACAGCAAGGAUCACAGACAUAUGCGGCCGAGUUUGAAUGCAUCAACAGUAAGAAGAAACAGAAGAAGAGAGGAUACAAAAACUCUGGUGUUAUCAUUGUAAAAAAAUGCAAGAUAGUGAAGGAGUACACUUUCCUGGAUUACAUCAUGGGUGGCUGUCAGAUUAACUUCACUAUUGCUAUUGAUUUCACAGGCUCAAACGGGGAUCCCAACACCCCUCAGUCCCUCCACUACAUCAACCCUCAGGGCUAUAAUGAGUACCUGGCAGCUAUCUGGUCUGUGGGAAACGUCAUCCAGGACUAUGACAGUGACAAGUUGUUCCCUGCUUUGGGAUUUGGAGCCCUGAUCCCUCCUACAUGGAAGGUCUCCCACGAGUUUCCCAUCAACUUCAAUCCAUCAGAUCCAUUUUGUGCAGGUAUAGAGGGUGUGGUCCAAGCCUACCAGCAGUGUCUACCCCAGGUGAAGCUUUACGGUCCCACAAACUUUUCCCCAAUCAUCAACCAUGUAGCCCAUUUUGGCAGGCAAGCCGUGCAGCAGGAAACUGCUUCUCAAUACUUUGUCUUGCUGAUCAUCACUGACGGAGUGAUCACAGACAUGGAUGAGACACGCAGGGCCAUUGUCAACGCCUCUCGACUGCCCAUGUCAAUCAUCAUUGUUGGAGUAGGUGGGGCAGACUUCAGUGCCAUGGAGUUCCUGGAUGGAGACGAGGGAAUUUUACGCUCCGCUGAAGGCGAGGCUGCCAUGCGGGACAUUGUGCAGUUUGUGCCUUUCAGGCAGUUCCAGAAUUGUCCUCAAGAAAUGCUUGCUCAGAGCGUCUUGGCAGAAGUCCCAGGUCAGGUGGUGGGCUUCUUUAAUACAAUGAAAUUGAGGCCACCGCACAGUGGCACACCUGUCUCCGACCUCUCAGCGUCAGCACCCCCAAGUGAUGUGUCCUGAGGGACAGUAUGCAAUAUCCACUCUGUCUGUCAUGUUUUGAUUUGUAAAUACUAUGAACUAAUGUUGCAAAGCCAUAGUCAUUGUCAAACAUUUUCUAACAUUUUUUAACAUGCGCUUAAUGUAGAUAUUUAAUGGGACACGUUCAGUCAAUCAGUUUUUUUUAUUUGUCACGUGUAAUCAUAUGAUGAACAAUUCCACUGAAAUGCAAACCUGCCAGUUCCUUCAAGCCAGGAUUGUUAAGAAUUUGAAUCAUUUCUUUUUGAAUUGAUCUGCACAAUCUAGGGCAUUCAUUAAAACCAGAGUGACUUGAUUUGAAGUCUGGUGGUUAACAGUCAUCUCAUUUGUCUGUCAGAAUGUCUACUUGAAAGGGCUCGAGUAUUUAAUGUGCUCUUCAUGAUUAUGCUAAUAUUUCCUCCAUCAUCUCCAUGUUGCAACAUAUAACAAUGGCCGCUUGUUUUUAUGCGUUCAUGUUUCCCUGCGAAAUGAAGCAUACACAUCCAUUGAAAUCAUAUGCCUUGGACAAAGCACUGGCUAUAUCAGAUACAAUUCAGAGAUGUUUACAUAAAGAAUCCAUACAUAAUGGAUUAAUACGUCUGCCUUUAUUAAUACUUUUUGUAGAUUUUACACAACAGAAGGAUUACAUGUGACCUUGGUGCUGUUUUCUACUUUAACCAGUUUGUUUUUUUAAAAUCCAGUUCCAUAUUUGAUUUGACAUAAGAGUGUUAAACGAGACUCCAUUAAGGUGAUUAAUUAUUGACAAUGCAUGUUAACGCUAAUGUUCAUUACAUUUUUACUUUGUCUUAAGAGGAUUUAAAACUUCUCGCUGUACUGACUGUUAUGAAAAUGGCCUACUACAUUUCACCAAAUGUAUUUGUGUAUCUGUUGUUAAGAUAAGUCGUUUGCACCAAUCUAUGUGGCAUUGCCUUACGUAUUAUACAUAUCUCGUCAUGGACUUUGAUUUUAUGAAUUUUUUAUUUAAACAUAGCAAUGCAAGAAAAAAAUCAUAUUGUACCUACAUUUAUAGCCAGCUUCUGUUUCAGUAUUUUUAUGUAAAAUUCUUAGAUAAUUUGAGAGAUCUUUUUAAAGUUUGCCAAUGCCUUCAUCUCAUGACAAUAAAGAAAUACUAUGAAUUUUCA
This is a messenger RNA of Plectropomus leopardus (leopard coralgrouper), 2879 nucleotides long. Its product is annotated as copine-3-like. Gene Ontology annotation, biological process: ERBB2 signaling pathway; cellular response to calcium ion. Gene Ontology annotation, cellular component: plasma membrane. Gene Ontology annotation, molecular function: receptor tyrosine kinase binding; calcium-dependent phospholipid binding. The record is from RefSeq and is a predicted model, not a curated record. Lineage: Eukaryota; Metazoa; Chordata; Actinopteri; Perciformes; Serranidae.